Messenger RNA from Fopius arisanus, 5790 nucleotides. It is a transcript of the gene orb2, whose product is annotated as orb2. Lineage: Eukaryota; Metazoa; Arthropoda; Insecta; Hymenoptera; Braconidae. Gene Ontology annotation, biological process: negative regulation of cytoplasmic translation. The transcript is spliced from 8 exons. Gene Ontology annotation, molecular function: translation factor activity, RNA binding; mRNA regulatory element binding translation repressor activity; mRNA 3'-UTR binding. The coding region runs from base 1338 to 3482 and encodes 714 amino acids. The record is from RefSeq and is a predicted model, not a curated record. Gene Ontology annotation, cellular component: nucleus; synapse; neuron projection.
AGCAGGGAACGACGGAGGAUAAGUUGUGCGCACCGGUCUACGUGGAGACACACACAGGCCGGUACGGGCCAGCGCAUCAAAAGUGUUCAAAAUUAUUUUCAAAAAUUCACCACCAAAAAUCCAAAAAGUACCACGCGUUGACCCCGUCGUUUUAUUAUUUUCCCCAAUACAUGUUGAAAUAACGGAUAAAAUUCACCAGCUAUCCGUGGUGUACUGCGUCGCUCCAGUUAUUUUAUUUUUCCUUUUUUUUUUAUUUCAACAAUUCCAUCGUACCGUCGAUUGCGGGAACCACUGACACCCAGCUCGGGCUUUUUUUUUAUUGUUGAUAAAAAAAAGAAAAAAGGGGAAAACCGGUGGGUGUUUUUACCAAGAGGAAAUAAAACUGACUGCACACUGUGGGGAGGGGCCUAUCGCAUUGCGAUACGUGGAUUUUCAAGGCACGAGGAGAUGAUUUACUCUGGGCCUUUGAGUUGUUGAGAAUAAGGGUGAAAAUUGGUGGUAACAAGGAGUUGGUGUCGCGAUUCAGGCAGACGGAAGUGAUUGGUGGUAUUACGUAUUCACCGGUGGCAUUGCAAUUCGUAAUAUCAUUGAUUUGUGAAUUAUAUAAAUGUGCAACGUGUAGGCACGCUGUUUAUGAAAAUAAUACCGACAAAUCGAUGAUAAAUGAUGGACCUGGUGGUUGAUUCGUGGCUUUUUUAUCAGCGUUAACACAACGCGUGUGUGUGCAACGAGUGCAACGUUUUUGACGCGAGUGACGUAGGAUAAAUAGAGGAUAUUGUGUACUGGUGGUGUGUCGUUGGAAUACUCUUCCGUGUUUUAAGCGAUUGAUUGUACCGUUUGGGUCAGUCGGUUGAUUGGGUGUAUCAUUGAUUGGGGGAUGGGGGGGGUUUAAUUGGUGUUUGAUAUUUAGUUUUCAUAGGGUGUUCAAUUCUUUGAAAAAUGUCAGUGAGUAUUUUGUCCAGAGUGCAUCACACUUGGUGCAAUAUUUGUCAAGUGAGAUAUCAUUAGUUAUCAAAUGUUUUUUCUACGAGUUGACAAAGUCUGUGAGCUACAGACAACUGGAAUAAACACGUAAAAGAGUCGAGGGUAGUGCAGAAAGACGGAGUUGUCUUCCGUGUUUUCGUGUCUUGAUGAACGUGACGAUCGAUAGGGCGCUCGCGUGCUCUGGUUGUGGACAUUGACGACGUUUUCUAAGGUCGACGUUGAAGUAUCGUGCAUUCACUUGUUUAUCACCCCUGGAUGACAAAUAAAUGAUCGAGGUAUAAGUCCACUGAGAGAUAUCCGGUGAUAGGUGAUUUGUAAGCUCCUGGUGAUCUGAAUUGUCUGGGGCUUGUUAUAUGGGUGACUUUGUUGGUGGCAGUUUAUUUUCGACAAGCAGAUUGACAACGUGCGCGUCAUCAGUCUCAAGCACAUCACUGCUGAAUAGUCAGAUAGCAGCGAUGCAGGACGAUUUGUUGAUUGAGAAGCAGAGCACAGCUAAACCAGCGCCACUGUCACCAGGUGGCCUGGAUUCAGUUGUGACGUCUGGUCAGGACAAGCCGAAGGACACUGAGUCAGAGAGUAUUGCAAUAGCCAGAUCAACGCCGUCAUCGAUGGACAAGGAUAUGACGACGUGUGGUACAACAUCGAGUCUUCAGGGCUUCACGGAUCCUGUGCGUGUGCCAUCGCUUUGGGCAGCUGUACCAGAGGACAGUGGACUACAUGCAUUACCUGUUAAUGGCUCAAUAGCCACGUUUCAGAAUUUUCCAGCUGGUGGUCCAGCUGGACUGUUCGCUGGCUCUGGUGCAAGACGUGCUAUAACAGCUAGUCACAAUUUUCAACACGGUGGUAAUACCGCAGGUGUUCGGCAUGGGCUUCAGGUUGGACAGCAAAAUGUGUCGCAGCAGUCGCAGGGACCGAAUCAGCAGACACAACAGCAACCAACUAAUCAUCCCGGUGUUUAUCUUCAGGGUAAGGGUUAUGCAACAUGGUCUGGUGGUCCACAGGCACCUCAGCAAUGGGGCAGUGCACCUCAGGCUGCUGCAAGCCCUGCUUUAUCACCCUGGAGCCGGGGGAGAUCGGUACCAAAUCUACCGCCACUCCAUUCAUCGCUUCAUGCUGCUGCUGCAGUCGCUGCUGCUGCUGGAUUACAAGGAAGAAAACCAAGUCCAACAUUUCCUGGUCAUCCCGGACCCAAUCAGCCACAUCCUUCUAACAUCAGUCCCAUCAAGUUUCGUCGCAGCACUUCUUAUCCGGGCAAGGGGAAUCUCUAUCCACCGCAGCCUACACCAACUUUUGAAGUAACAGCAGCUGAGGAACGAGAUUUGCUGCAGCUGUCACCGUAUCAGCAGGAAAGAAUGACUGCGAACGGUAAUUCAUCACUGGAUAAUAUGCGAACUCUGGAACAUUAUUUGAGUGACAUAAUGCGGGCAGGAGCGGCUGACACACCAGAACAUCUCAAGGGAUUCAUAAACCACAAUGCCAGUACACUACAGUCUCUCGUGCAACUGCACGGCAAAUCACCGUUCUUCCCAGGACUGGACGAGCAAGGGGGAACUCUUCUGGAGGAUCCAAACGCUCCAGGACAACUGGAUGGUGUGGGCGUCGGUGUAGGGGUUGGUGUUGGGGUCAGUGGGGGCAUGAAUGCACCCCAAAAUGCCCCUUUAUCAUCCCCUAGUCGUAGCAGUCCCCACAGUCAGGGCAGCGAAACCGGUGAAAGAUUCUCUCGGAAGGUCUUCGUAGGAGGUCUACCACCAGACAUCGAUGAAGACGAAAUCACAGCUAGUUUCCGGCGAUUUGGGCAGCUGGUCGUUGACUGGCCACACAAGGCCGAAAGCAAAUCGUACUUUCCACCGAAGGGAUACGCUUUUUUACUAUUCCAGGACGAGAGUUCAGUGCAACAGUUGAUCGAUGCAUGCAUCCAGGACGAUGACAAGCUCUACCUGUGUGUGAGUUCUCCAACAAUUAAAGACAAACCCGUGCAGAUACGCCCUUGGCGUUUGAGCGAUGCUGAUUUCGUUCUUGAUGCAUCGAUGACACUUGAUCCACGAAAAACAGUGUUUGUUGGGGGUGUACCACGGCCAUUGAAAGCUGUCGAGCUUGCCAUGAUAAUGGAUCGGCUUUACGGGGGUGUUUGUUACGCUGGAAUUGAUACCGAUCCAGAGCUCAAGUAUCCCAAAGGGGCUGGACGUGUUGCUUUUAGCAAUCAACAGAGUUACAUCAGUGCCAUAUCGGCGAGAUUUGUACAGUUGCAGCAUGGUGAUAUUGACAAGAGGGUCGAGGUGAAACCCUACGUUCUCGAUGAUCAAAUGUGUGAUGAAUGUCAAGGACAACGUUGUGGUGGCAAAUUCGCGCCUUUCUUCUGUGCAAAUGUAACCUGCCUUCAGUACUACUGUGAACACUGCUGGGCAACAAUUCACUCGCGGCCGGGUCGAGAGUUCCACAAGCCCCUGGUUAAAGAAGGCGCAGAUCGACCAAGAGCUGUACCAUUUCGCUGGUGUUAACCCCAACUGCAUCGCACCUAAAGAUCGUCGCGGCCCUUAGCUAAUUAACUGUCAACCCCAGCCUCUUACCCAGAGCCCCACCCCCCAACCUAUCAACUAUCUCUACCAUCUACUUGUCACUAUUUACUGAAUCUUAUCGCUAAUCUAAUUCUGCUAUCGACACCCUAAUUAAUCUAAAUUACCAAUAACCGACGAAAGCCCCUGGGAAAGUAAUCCCGAUUAUUCGAGGGCUCAAAGGAUAAAACAAAAUGUUAAAUAUGAAGAUUAACGUAAGGCAAAUGAUAAAUCUCGAGGGGAAUCACUCCAGUUGUCUCCAGGAGGCGAUGACAGGGGGAAAAAUUAGGAUUCCACAAUCGAGAGGAUUUUUUUUUUUUAAUGAGACAGUCAAGACUUUCCUCACCCUCUUCCACUGGUUCAGAGAGGCUGGAAUGCACUGACUAUUCCUGCUGAUGCAUCCUCGGGCUCAUCGAGACGCUAAACAAACAAUUAUUACUGUCUUUCUUUUUUUUUUUCAUUAUUAUUUUUCAAUUAAACUGCGCAACGAGUGCGAAAUAAUCGACUAAUGAAAUCACGCUUCGCCUCAAUGGGAAAUUAUUCUCAGCAUCGCAGUCUCUAGUUGUUAAGGGAUUUUUAAAAUAAGACGAUUCGAAUAGGGAAGGAAUUACGAUGCGAGAUUUUUACCAGAUUUAUCAAAUAUCUGGGCCGUAUUUGGGGAUCAGAAGACGAAUGGGUGGAAAAAAUGAUGUUGAAGAGUUUAAUUUUUUUUUUUUAUUAUUUUUGUUUCUUUAUUUUAUUUGUUUUUAUUUCUUUUUUUUUUCAAUUAUUUAAUAUAUUUUUGAGCUAAGAAGAAGCUCGAACACUCGACGGCUCACAGGAGGGUAGUCCACGAAUCUCUCGUGUUUAAUUAAUCGUGAUUGAUUCAUUCUUUUUUUAACGUCAAAUCUGAAUGCAGACGAGAAUUCGUUCUAAUCCCUCGUCGAUUUUGAGUUUCUUCCCAGUAUUCAAUUGACUUUUAUUUUUUAUUCUUUGAUUUAUUGAAUGAAAUGUGUAGAUUUUUCAUGAACCGGGUGAUUCAUUAGAAAAAAAAAUAACGCGAUUCUUGAUAUAAAGACUAGUCUGUUCCAAUGUUUAAUAUUCAUUUAUCAAUUGUGGCUUGGAAUUUCAGCCGAGAAAAAAAAAAAAUACUGAACAAUGUCUUUAUAAAAAUAGAUUUGCAUACUUCCCUAAGACCACCGCCCCCCUACGCCCCGCCCCUAUCCCCCUAUGCCCCCCACCAAUUUGUAAAUACCUAGUUGAACUAUUUACCGAAAAACAAUUGCCCUCCCCUCUCAUCACCCUUUUAAUGUACCUCACUAACGCGCAGUAGCAGCGGUCAAAAAUAAGCACACGUAAACGAAAAAAAAAAAUGGGAAAAAAAAAAUUAAGCAAUAAAAUUACCAAAAAAAAAAUAAUAAUAAUAAUACCCUCACGUUUUCUUCUCGGUGUAUAUAAUCAAACAAAUGCAAUCGCGUAGUUCAAAUUGACAAUGAGAUAAAAACGUUUCAUUAACAUUAUCACACAACACAGACAUUUGACAUUAAAUAAAACAUCGAUGUUUGCUAUUAAUUGGCGAUACGACACGCACACGCGCAGAUACAUAAAAUUAGACGAUAACAGUGGGGAGAAUCGGUGAAUUAAUUGAUAAUAUUAUUGCCGUUGAUGAGUUGUUUAAUUGAAUUGAAAUUAAAAUACACUGAGGACACGUAGUAAAUUGCGCAAUUUCAUAAUCACAAGCAAUUAUACACAAUUUAACGAAAAAAUAAAAAAAAGUGGAUUAGAGUGAAGAUGAAAAGCAAAAAAAAAUGGUAAAAAAAAACAAAGUAAUCUCCACAUAUAUAUACACAUAUAUAUAUUUAUUUUUUUGGUCUCCUUUUUGUAUAUAAUGCUCGCCGCCGUAGGAAUGGCUGGCAUAAUUACAUAGGAACGAAAAAUGGGGAUUAUUAUAUCGCUGAUAUUCAAGUCACGUGGAUCAUUUGAAUCGCGAUAUUUUGAGAGAUAAAUAAACAAUUAAUGUAAAACCAUUGAACUCUCCUCCCGCCUGGUUGAGCCUGAAUUCGGUUCCGUGGAAAUCAAGAAUGUUACAUAGGCAAAUUUUUCGGUACUCUAGAUAAAUAAUAAACUCAAUUAAACGGAAAAUAUAUAUUAAAUAGGGGAAUAAAUGGGGGAUUUGUUCGCGACGUUCUCGGGGAUUCGGUGAUUAUUUAUAUUUAAUUUGUCAUUAUGCAUGGAGAAUUUUAAUUCAAUUGUUGCAAGAUUCAUGAGUACAGGG